AUGCAGAUAGUUCCUAUAUCUUCCCUGUCGCCCUCGUCGGCACUCCCCACCGACUGCGGGUUCAAAGCACUGGUCACACUACUAUGGCCCUUCUCUUCAGCGACCGGACAAUGCGCCCUUCUCCUAGCCGACCCGGACGCGCGACAGCGAUAUCAAAAAGGCCAAGUACGCGUACGAUUCACCGGGCCCAGUGCACGUCAGAUAGCCACCUCUGGCAUCGGGAUUGGAGAUAGCGUGCAAGUCGCGCUCGUAGGCGCGCAAUGGUUGACCGAGUCCGAUACUGCCCUGGUGAAGACGCCUGGUAAAAGUGUAGACGGCGAGCUCAUGUUCAAGAAUCGACUGCAUAUGACUAUCGCACGAGGGGGAGAUGAGCUGAGCACAAUCAGCGUGGACGAGUCCAUUGAGCCUGCAUCCCCGAAGCCCAGUAUGCUACCGCCGAGUACACCCGUCGCACGAAACAAGCCGCGCACCUCUUUCGAUGUAUACGGAGUCGCUGUGUAUUCUUCUCCGGCCUUCAUGAAACGCCUGCACCUAUCAGAAGGAAGCACGCCAUACUCCCCCGUACCUGUUUCCGAAGACGACGACCUCGACACCCUCUCAUCGCGUAAGAGAAGGCGGGUUUCGUACAAAAAUGUUUCGGAAUGGAAGUUUGAUGCUCGAGAACCUUCGCCUGAGAAAGACCAAGACAAUACUAUGGAAGAUACAGAUGCAAAUGAUGUUAUGGUCGCUGCGACUACAGACUCAAACACGGAGACUGCAGAGGCCGAAGUGACCCAAGACACAACCAUGCAAGAUGCACUUGGAAACGCAAAAAGUUUGGACGGACAGAAUCAACACCCUGACUCCGAUGCACAGAGCUCAGAAGUGAUUACGGCACAACCGGCUGGAGAAACCACUGCGCUGGACUCCUCAGUGGACCUUACUGAGAACCUGUCGGCUGAGGUUGCUAGCCAACCAGAUCCAACACCCAAACCAUCCGACGUACACAAUAUUGAGGUAGGUGUGGCUCAAGCAGCGACCAGAGACCCUGAUGGAAGCAUCAAUAUCUCCGGACGGACAUCACAGGAACCACAGAGCUCUGAAGAAUCUCGGGAGAAGGAUGGAAUGCCUCCACAUUUGCCCCGUCUUAGUAUACUGCCAACCGAGAGCGAACUCCUGGAGCAGAUGGCACGUGCCAAUGACGUGGAUAGGCCCACAACUCCUGUCUUACAGCCUCUGCUCACCCAAGGGUUAUCUUUACCGUCACCCUUUCCGACUAGUGCUCGAAAGAUUCCUUCACCUAUCUUCUCGAACCCUGCGAAGGACUUGGAAGCUCCCAGACAAGCAGCGAAUCAGGAUACUGCGACGGAGAUUUUGAAUCCGUCGAAUGCUCCUCUUGAGGUACUAUCUCAGUUGUCGCCAAUUAUGGUAUCUCAAUCACAGCAGACGGCCGGCAAUGGCAUUGGGGAGGUACAGGAACCGGCCCAAGUGUCUGAGGAUGCUGCGCUGUCUUCCGACAUCCCACAACAGCAAGUCUCAAGUGAAUCAUCAGAAGCAGUCGUACAAAGCUCUCGCAUCGUUCCCGACACCUACGAUGGCCUCGCUGAAGAGACACCUGUCGUGCUAUCCUCCUCCGAUGAAAGUUCCGCCGAUGCAGUGUCCGACGAAAACAUGCAAUCCUCCAGUGAAGAGUCUGAGUUUGACGAGGCGUCAUCUGCAUACGACUCAGACCAGAUCGUAGCUUUACAGGAAGAGAGCGAUGACGAGGGUUACAUCGAAGAACCUGAUUGGGAUUAUUUGGAAAGUAAGCUUGAGCAGGAAGAUGCAGCUCUCCAAGAGUCAAGAGAAGAUCUGCCUGCCGGAAUUCGCGGACUUCUUGGAAAAGGUGAUGCUGUAAUGCACGACAGUGAUUCUGAGCUCGAUGAGGAAAUGUUGGCUAGGAGCGAUGACGAGUCUGACGAAGACUCCGAUGGAUCAGGCUACUUUGAUCGAGCCGUUAUGCCUGGUACUGAAGACGAUCACAGUGAAGACUCGGAAGUUGAAGUGAUGGAUUCAUCUUACCAGCCCUCGAUGCCCGAGAAUGCCAUGUAUAGCCAUCCAUUUGGCACCAAUGGUGCUCAACCUGUGAUAGAGACAAAAACUGCUUUACCCUCUGAGGCAGCAUCUGAGGAAGGCUCUGCAGGAAGUGAUGAGGUCGCGGCGUGGCGGGAUAGGGAUGCUGCCGUAGAGGUCCUUGAGCGGACCGUCAAAGCACCAUUUCAAGAUGCGCCGCCCCCUUCCUCAUCCAGACUCGAUGUCGUGGAGCUACUUGACGACUCUGAGUCAGAGGAAGAAGAUGCGGACGUCAGCUCUCCUUCACAGCCUGUCCGUGUCACAAUCGAUUUCUUACCUUCUAUCAACCUGGUCAACCAGUGGCUCGACAACAAAGAGAAGGAUGCGCAUCUUGAACUCACUGGACCGGUUACUGCUCAGAUACGCUCAGAAAUUAAGCGUAUAUCUGACCAGGCAGGUGGUCAGAGCACUAAGUGGACCAAGUUCAACGCGCUGAAGACGAUCUGCAAGAUCGGGGGCAACGUAGUAGUCGCUGCAGAUCAGGGUAACAUGUUUGCAGAAGGCGUCAAAUAUCGGCUGAAAGAGGAUGAAGUACUCGUCAAUGCCUGUUGGAGGAUCUACCACGAGCUUGCCGAUCAAGACAAGUUUCGCACGAACCAGGCGCCGGACAUGCUUGAACAUCUCCAGGAACUUGAAGAGAAGCGAGACUAUUGUUUCGAAGGCUUCUCGGAUUUCUUGAAGGAGUUCAAGAAGAACUAUCGUAAUAUGCCUCUACAGCCUCAACAGCAGCAGCAGCCUCCGCAAGCUCCUCUGAUCCCCGAUUCCGAGAUACAAAGCACUCUGGGGGAGACAGUACAGCCUGCUGUAGGAGAUGCAAGCACCGAACAGAGUUCUGGGACCCACGAAGCUGUCGAUCAGGUCGAUCAGGUCGACCCGGCUUUGGCUGAUGUCAAACGCGGCAUAGAACGGCCUUCCAGUCCCGCUGUUGUAGGCUUCACAAUCAAACCGACUGUUAUCACUGUAGCACCGCAAACGGCUUCAAAAGAACAAGCAAUGGUGGAGGCUAUUAUGGACACCACAAUGCAUCCGCAAGCACCCGGAGCACAAGACGGGCCCUCAGAUGCAGGAGAGAAAAGCCCUCCUCAGGCUCAGUCUUCUGGCGAAGACGUGGAAGCUCAAUCUGAGGAUAGCAGGGAGGUGUGUGAAGAGGCAGACUCAGACUUGGAAUCUGUCGAGUCUGUUCAGAGCAUGAUGGACGAGCAUGAAAUCGAUCCAGCCUUGCUAAGCGGCGAACACGAGAUUGAUCCCACGCUCGAUGAUGAUGGUCAAAGCAGUCCUACAGAAGCAUCGAUGUACGAGAUUGAUCCCGCGUUCUCACAAGAAGAACAUGAGAUCGACCCAGCUCUUCUCGCAGAUGGCCACUACGGCGUGCCGUCAAACAGCAAUUCCCUAAUGGAUGUUGACGAACCGAUGUCUGACAUUCCAGAGUCUGAAGCUUCUCCGUUCGCCGAUGAUGCCGAUGUAAUUCAAUCGAGUGUACGAGAGGACGAAUUGACGGCAGAAGGACUCUCCGCUGCUCAAGAUCGUGAGACAUCUCAAACUGUAGGAACCCCUAUGAAACCGGAAAUUCAACCAAGUGUGGAGGUCGACCCUGAGCUUCUUAGAGACUCGGAGGUGGAGAUGAUCCAAACACAGCCUCCUCUUACAGUGGUAUCUGGAACAGAAGAUUUACAGCAGGUCAAGGAAGAGCUUAGACCGCUGUCGAGUUCCAGCUUCAAAACCAUCAGUCCGUCGCCCAACGUGGUCGAAAUUCCAGCUGUCGAAGCCAGCGCCUCUACAAUACCGCAGGACAGUGUGCGUGCUGCAUCGCAAGAGUCUGAUCAAUCUAUCGAGGAGCUCGACCUGUCCCAAGUCGAGCCUGCUUGGACAUCCCGCUUAUCACAACUUUCUCAACCGCGAUCUUCCCGUGCACACACCAGAAGCGAGACAAUCCCUGACAGUGCGGAUGAGGAUGCCACAGAUCUGGUUGCUGAACGUAGUGAUGCGCCUAGCAACAAUUCUAGCCCAGAACCUGCAGUGCAAGUCUCGCCACUGCAAACGACUCAAAAGCUAUUGAAGGAGAGUAUAGUACAGCCAUCGCAGGAGUUGGGUACUACUCUCUCGCAAUUCGCAAAGCAGUCGCAUGGGUCUUCAGGCUUACAGUCGCAGCUUCCUGCAAUUGAGGACACGGCAUCACCCGAUGAAAAAGAAACCGCGGAUGAAAUUAGAUCACUGGUCGGCCUUGACGAUGAGUUGCUCGCAGAUUAUGUGCAAGAUGUUCCGCAAUCCGAAGCAGCUGCACUAUCAUCCGGAUUACAAUCAGUUGAGCCAGGAUUAUCAAGUCCCGCAAGCACGAAGAAGCCAGCAAGACCUCUUACGUUGUUCAGAGGACGGAAGUCGAUUGACUUGAGAGCAUCUGUCGGAGGAGAUGAGCUGCAAGCUCACGGACUUAGGCAACCGCAUAGCGAGAACGAGUUGGAACAGCAGGAUCGAGACAAUGAGCAGACGAUGGAAGAGGCCCAGCCCCAGCUUGCCGCCGAUGAAGAGAUGCACGGUGUACUCUCUCGCGACUCGGAAGCCUCUGUAGCGGCUCAAGCAGUGACGGGAGGUACAUCCCCAGGCGGAGGGCAGGUUCAAAAUCCGAUUGCUCCAAGUUUGGUACCCGCGGCUCCGGAAAUCUCGCAAGUCCAAACGCAAGCUGCAGCAACCGUGCAGGAGACGACAGAGAAUCUCGCAGAAGCUCGAGAAUUUGCCAUUGGGCAACCACAGAUUUCCGAGACAGAGCAUGCUGCAAGUAACUUCCAGAUCAAACCAACUCUCAAGCCAUUUGCCGAGGUCGAAGCAUCUCUCUUUGGUACACCCCUCAAAGGCAAAGCUGUCACGCCUCAGGAACCACAAUCCGCACCAUCACAAACCUGGCGUAAUACGCUGAGUUCCAAAAUUAGUGAGGUGCCUGUCAUAGGCUCGUGGUUCACUCCCCGCCGGACAACCGUCGCGCCAGAAGCGGUCACUGAAGUCAAAGUCACCACCUCCAGUAACUCAAUCUUCGACAAGACGCCUACAAAGCCUGCAGCCGCAUCAAUGGUCAAGCAAACUUCUCUUGAUAGAUCAAUCUCGCCGCCACCGCUUCAGCGCUAUGCGUCACAAGGCACUUCAACUGCCCUUUCUUACUUCACGCCGCUAGCUGCUCUCCACGAGCACCUUAAUCAGCAAUCAUCUCUGAUCGAUUUAGUGGCUGUUUGUACGACUUUCAACACCACAGCAGAGCGCGCCAAAUCUGGUCCUAAAGACUACUACACAACAUUCAGAAUCGUGGACCAGCCUCUCCACGACUACAACGUUACUUCCCAAGGCAAGUCAGAAGUCCCAGAAGUGAAGGACGUCGGAGUAGAGAUCUUCCGUCCCUUCAAGCAGAGUCUGCCCAAAGCUUCUCCAGGGGACGUAGUCUUGCUUCGAGGCUUUGUAGUCAGAUCUCGCGGCCAUAAGAAUUAUCUCCUGUCUACUGCUGCUAGUGGAUGGUGUGUUUGGCGAUAUGACAAAUCUGUGUCCACGGCUCUAGACUACGACGGCCCAGCCGAGGAGGACGACAGACCAGUCUGGGCUCGCAAGGGCACUAGUCAGAGAGUGGGUGAAGAUGGUGUUCGAGAAGAGAUGACCGGUCCACCGGUGGAGAUCGGAGAUGAGGAGAGAGAAAAAGUGACGAUGGUCAGGACAUGGUGGGAAGAACUUCAGAAGGACAACAAUGAACAGGAGAAAGAGGAGCAUGAUGUGAUCAUGAUUGAUUAG
Aureobasidium subglaciale EXF-2481 is the source of this 5856-nucleotide messenger RNA. RefSeq lists its product as uncharacterized. The record is from RefSeq and is a predicted model, not a curated record. NCBI's taxonomy places the organism in Eukaryota, Fungi, Ascomycota, Dothideomycetes, Dothideales, Saccotheciaceae. Gene Ontology annotation, cellular component: chromosome, telomeric region. Gene Ontology annotation, molecular function: DNA binding. The transcript has a single exon. Bases 1 to 5856 code for a protein of 1951 amino acids. Gene Ontology annotation, biological process: telomere maintenance.